Phytophthora infestans T30-4 is the source of this 720-nucleotide messenger RNA. Its product is annotated as secreted RxLR effector peptide protein, putative. The record is from RefSeq and is a predicted model, not a curated record. The transcript has a single exon. Lineage: Eukaryota; Oomycota; Peronosporomycetes; Peronosporales; Peronosporaceae. Bases 1 to 720 code for a protein of 239 amino acids.
AUGCGUUCUUUGGAAGCUCUCAUCAUAACGCUGGUUGUUCUCCUCGCCUGUAAUAGUGCGUUCUCUAUAGCCCAAGGACUAUCUCUCUCAACCCACGCUAUCCGGAUGCGAUCAUUACAGGCGGGCAUAACUCCCGACACCGAAGACAAAACUAAAGAUUCGGAGGAGAGAAGCUUAUACAAACUUCUUAAAGUACAAUGGUGGAUAAGUGCUAAGAAAUCUGACGAGUACGUGAAGCAGGCGCUAAAGCUGGAUGAGCUGGAUGAUGCAGCGUUAAAGGAGCAUAAGAACUUAAAGUACUUUACUUACUUUCAAUACGAGAAACGACAUAAUUUGCUCAGCAAGGCGUUCAGAAGAAACUUGCCUACCUUUGAAGUAUGGAAGAAGCUCAAUUUGGACAAAAUUACAAGCCGGGACCAGCUCAAGGAUAUUUACCAGGCAGCUGACUUUAGAGCCUACAGUCGCUACGUGAAAAUGUUUGACAACAGCGUGGUUGGGCUGGUGAAUGGCGGUGUUGGAACUGUCCCACGAGUUAUGAUCGCGAGAGGAGCAACAGACCCGGAGAUAACUGCGAGAACCAUUCUUAUGGCCAGGGAAGGGAGGAGCGAUAAUGUUGCAAAAGUUUUGCUGGGCUUGACUGAAGCUGAUGAUCCUUUCCGAGUUUUAUCCGGUGCUAAGCUCAUACAACACCAAGAUUACAAAUACUUCGAGCUCUUUUAG